Orbilia oligospora ATCC 24927 is the source of this 2325-nucleotide messenger RNA. RefSeq lists its product as uncharacterized. The transcript is spliced from 8 exons. Gene Ontology annotation, biological process: double-strand break repair via nonhomologous end joining; protection from non-homologous end joining at telomere; interstrand cross-link repair. Gene Ontology annotation, molecular function: damaged DNA binding; 5'-3' DNA exonuclease activity. NCBI's taxonomy places the organism in Eukaryota, Fungi, Ascomycota, Orbiliomycetes, Orbiliales, Orbiliaceae. The coding region runs from base 1 to 2325 and encodes 774 amino acids. The record is from RefSeq and is a predicted model, not a curated record.
AUGCAGUCGACCUUCAAUGGCAUCAUAAAAGAACUCUCAGGUAUCCAAUUCGACUAUUUCCGAAAAGUGGACGGAGCAGAGCCCUCUCUGGCUAACUUUCUCUCCCACAUCCAUUCGGACCAUCUUACCGGUCUAGCGGGAAAGAGCUACCGAGCACCUUUUAUAUACUGCUCUGCUGCAACCAAGCAGUUGCUCUUAAAGCUCGAAAGACGACUCCAUCGUUUCAACUAUGCAAAAAAGCUGGUAGAAAGCCAUGAGUAUUCAUAUCUACAUUAUGCAAACAGAGAUCGCAUACUCAGGGAACUCCCACUGGAGACGCCUACGGAUAUUGAACUCUGCCCCGGCUACACUAUACGAGUAACACUAUUCGAUGCCAACCACUGUCCCGGUUCGACCAUGUUCCUGGUCGAAGGAAGGGGCAAAGCGAUUCUUUACACCGGUGACAUAAGGGCCGAACCAUGGUGGCUCGAAAAGCUCAAACGUAACCCAAUACUUCUCCCAUAUUUCCGAGGUAUCAAAACCCUCGACUGUCUCUACCUUGACACUACACACGCAAGCUUCGAAGCAUCACAUCUAACCUUCAGCUCCAAAGCCGACGGUAUUGCUGAUUUAUUAACACAAAUCUCAAAAUACCCACCCGAGACAGUCUUCCAUCUGAACACCUGGACCCUAGGGUACGAAGAUGCGUGGGUCGCUCUUGCGUCGUACUUUAACACUCAAAUCCAUCUCGAUGACUAUCGUCUUGGAUUAUUUAAUGCCCUUGGCUCAAGGGAUUCAAAAAGUAUUUGGGAACACGGCGCUUUCCUUCUGGGCCGUACACUUUCGCUCGCUGACACCGUUCUCACGGACGAUAAGAACGUACGGUUUCACUCUUGCGAGCGGUGGUUGGAGUGUGAAGGGAGGGAUAAAGCGAGGGAGGAAGGAAGAUUGGUAGAGAUCUCGCCGUUGGUGGCGAAGUAUAGAGAUUCAAAUGGGACAGAGUAUAUGCUCAGGGAACCUGGUGAAGGUGGUGGGAAUGUGGAUGCAAACGCCGUCAAUGAGAUGUCUGGAGAUCUUCUCUUGGAGCUAACGGCGAUUGUAAAAGAUCAAAAACUCUCAGAGCUGAUCCAGCAGAUCGAUGUGAAGCCAGGAUUCAUCCUACCACUCGAUGCUGCUGCUCCAGAAUCUGAUACUAAACUGGAUGGAUUUAUCGAGAUCAUCAAGCGAAACCUAGAAGCCCUCAUCAUAUCGCGAAAAGGAGAGCAAUUGAAGACUGAGAGUCAACCUCGCGGCAAAGAAGCCUCUGCUCUUCCAAAAUGGUUUGGCUACCCGGCUUCCCGACACUCCUCAUUCUCUGAACUUCAAGAUUUCGUCAAAGCUCUCGCCCCGAAAGACGUCUACCCAUGCGUCGCCGCUGAUGGCUCUUGGUACCAAAAGGACACCAUCCGAAAGCUAUUCGGCAAGUACUGCAAAGGCACAGAGUUUGCAUUCGAUGUUGAACGAGCCCUGGACAUAGAUUUCGUCGCCGAGACAAGGCAGAAUCUAGAAUACCUCGAACUUCAAGAACAAAGGGCCGCCGGUAUGGCAGAAGAAUCACAACAAGCCCGUUCCCAACAAGUGUUUCGUUCUUCACAGGAAGAAUACCUUGCGCACAUACGAGGUCCUACGCAAUCAGAUGAUUCAGAGAUUAAAAAACAAGUAGAUGACGCCGUUCGACGAAUAAAACUCGAUGAGCAAUCUCAUGCUACUUGUCUACCGGGAGACACUCAGGCAGAUGAGUACGAUCCCACAGAUCCGAACAUUGUUGCGAAAGUGGAAAGGGCAAUUGAAGAUGGCAAGUUAUUGUCAAAAUCAAUAUCGAAUUUCAAUCCUCGUGCCACAAUCCAGGUUCACAGGACACCAGAAACAUCCGAGAUCCAAAAGCCUGAGGAUGUACGAAAAGCACCAGCGAUUUCUAGACGGAGACAAACAAAGGCGGGAUCAGAUAUUAUCCUUACUGCCUCACUAGAUGAAUACAAACGUGCUACAGUUCCUCUGAAGCGUUUCCAUAGCGAUUCUACUCACCCCCCCUCUCCGAAUAAGAAGCAAAGUAUCAGAAAAGUCGGCUACAACGAUAUCACUACAGCCAACGGCAUGGUUUCUGAAGUACCAUCAGAGAGGGUUUCUGACACGUUUGAGGAGAAAGAUGACUCGCAGGACUCCCUACCUAGCAACAUCGGCGACCUAGAUAGGGAGAGAGUCAAGGAAGCCAUGAAGGCCGUGCGGGAAGGCCGUUGGCUAGAGACGAGCAGUCGGUUGGGGUUUAAUAAUAUGAACUGGAAGUAUAAGAAAGAGAAGGAACUUUAA